UGACGUCGUAGCGGUUGGACUCCACGCUGUCCACCCAGGCGCUGCACGCGUCCUCAAAGUCGGACAGGAAGCUGCAGUGGCGCUCGGCAAGCAUGGCGGUCGAUCAAGAGUGCUCCUUGUCCUCGCCGCGCUCGCCGUCCUGGUGGCGCUUGCUCCUCGCUCCAUCGGGAUGCCGGGCCUGCCCCGUCUGCCCGUGGUGGGCAGUCUGCCUUGGAUGAGGGGUGGCAAACCUCCACACCUGCUUUUCAUACAGUUGGGCCGAAAGUACGGGCCAUUGUUCGAGUUGUUCCUGGGGCCGCAUCGCACCGUGGUAGUCAACGCCUACGAACACGCCAGAGAGGUUCUGCUGCAGCGAGGGCGAGACUUCGCCGGGCGCCCCAGCAUGGUGACCACCGAUCUGCUGACCCGAGGCGGGAAAGACAUCGCCUUUUCCGACUACUCGCCGCUGUGGAAGCUGCACCGCCGCCUGGUGCACACUUCCUUCGCUCUGUUUGGAGAAGGAAGCAACCGCCUGCAGGACGUUGUUCUGUCCGAGGUGGACGGUCUGUGCGCAGAGCUGCUGUCCAGCAAGGGGUGCAGCUUCGACCCGUCCCUCGCGGUGACCACGGCCGUCACCAACGUGGUGUGCACGCUGGUGUUCGGAACCACCUAUAAGCACGGCGACAAAGAGCUUCAGGAGGUGAUGCGCUACAACGACGGCAUUGUACGGACCAUCACCAGGGGAGGACUGGUUGACAUCUUCUCCUGGAUGAAGGUGUUCCCCAACGCCUCUCUGAGUGAGCUACGAUCGUGCAUUGCCGUGCGGGACCGCCUCCUCACGCAAAAACUGCAUGAACACAAGGCAGCACUGAGCGAAGGUGACCCUCGAGAUCUCCUGGAUGCCUUGCUGAAGGGUCAAGGGUCCCCCGGGCCCGACGGGGCAACCAUCACAGACGAUCAUGUGUUGAUGACGGCGGCGGAAGCCUUCGGCGCCGGCGUGGAAACUACAUCCACCACGUUGCUCUGGAUUCUGGCCUACCUACUGCACCACCCCGAGGUACACGCUCACAAGCAUUUAGGUUGCUUCGCCGCAUUUGUUGACCGGCACCUCAUGCAGGUCCAGGAGCGGGCGCAGAAGGAGCUGGAUGAGCAAGUGGGCGAACGAGCUGUGCGCACGUCGGAUCGCGGGAGGCUCCCGUAUCUGGACAGCAUCAUCUACGAGGGGAUGCGGAUCCGGCCGGUGAGCCCGGUGCUGAUCCCACAUAUCGCCGUGACCGACAGCAGCAUCGGAUGUCACACCAUCCCCAGUGGAACUCGCGUGUUGGUCAACAUGUGGGCCAUCCAUCACCACCCUGACCACUGGGACAGACCGGAUCUGUUUCAGCCAGAUCGCUUCCUAAAUGAUCAGGGUCAGCGGGUCACACCCUCCUGCUUCCUGCCGUUUGGGGCGGGGCCACGCAUCUGUGUGGGCGAAUCGCUGGCCAGGAUGGAACUCUUCCUAUUCUUGUCCUGCAUGCUCCAGCGAAUGAGCUUCAUACUGCCGGAUGGGGCUUCCCCUCCCAACCUGCAGGGGCGCCUCGGCGUGGUCUUGCAGCCUCUGCCUUAUAAGGUCGCCGUCAGGCCGAGGGCAGAGUGGGAAGUUGGCACUCAUGUUUUCUAACCAGUCGCUAUGAAAACAUCACAUUUUGUUAUUUUUCUCAUUCAAUGACGAACAUAAGCAAGAUCUGAAAUGACAUCAUGUGCUUCAAUAAACACUUGUGUUGCA
Molecule: messenger RNA, 1744 nt
Organism: Syngnathus acus (greater pipefish)
Lineage: Eukaryota; Metazoa; Chordata; Actinopteri; Syngnathiformes; Syngnathidae
Product: steroid 17-alpha-hydroxylase/17,20 lyase
Exons: 9
Coding region: 170-1639 (489 amino acids)
Biological process (GO): progesterone metabolic process; hormone biosynthetic process
Molecular function (GO): steroid 17-alpha-monooxygenase activity; heme binding; iron ion binding
Source: RefSeq, a predicted model, not a curated record